Molecule: messenger RNA, 2186 nt
Organism: Hermetia illucens (black soldier fly)
Lineage: Eukaryota; Metazoa; Arthropoda; Insecta; Diptera; Stratiomyidae
Exons: 4
Coding region: 789-2024 (411 amino acids)
Source: RefSeq, a predicted model, not a curated record
CGAUUUUCAUAUUUUACUUCUGCUAAAGGCUUUCGUUUGUCCAUGUCUCAUUUAUAUAGUGUUUUGAGUAACUCCAUUAUUUAAAUAUUUUAGAGUAUGUGCAAUUGGCAUUGCUAUUUCAAGGCUUAUUAGGCCAUAUUAGAAAAUAGUGAAGUUUCAGUCAUUAAAGCCUUAACUUAUAAAUUAUAUGCAUAUUCAUCUCUUCAAUGUUUACGCAUUCAUAUUAGUGUUGUGUACUAGUGAACUAUAUUUUGAUAACUAAUUAUUCAACUAAUAACUAUUAGUUGAGCAACUAGCAAUUAUAAGCAAAAGUGAAUAUUUCUUCAAGCAAAGACUAAUUAGACAGACAAACUAAAAAAAACAGACAACCAAUAAGCCGCAGACAAAGGGAGGAAAAUACUUUUAAUACAUAUAAUUACUUAGAUUUAUAUGUAUAUAGUAACGCGGCAAGCACUCAACAACUAAUUAAUAAUUAAAAAGCUGUUGUUAAUUUUGUUAGUAAUUACAUUUGUAGCUUUGCAACUAUCUCAUUAGUGCAGUAUCCAUGGAUAACACUGGUUUAGAUAUAUAAAUUAUUAAUAAUUCCGGUAAAUGUUUAAGUCUUCGUCUGAAGCAUUAUCUCCGCGGAUUCAAACAAGUUUGAAAUAAAAGAUAAUGGCUUGACAGUUUCUGUGAUGUUUGUGCAAAUAGGCUGAUAUGAUAAGUGAUUCAUUGUGCGUUUUAUUAGUUGUGUUUACGUUUCUUAUGCAAAGAUCUUUCUCAAGUGAUUGAAGUGCAUAAGCAGUAAAAUGGCGAGUGAAUCUUGCUAUGAAAAUCUGUUGUCACAAACUGAGUGCCAACACAUCGUUGAAAAUGCUCUGGAGGGUGCGAUUCUUACUAAGUAUGAAAUAGUCCCAGCAUCAAGUGAUACCAUUGGUUACUUGGGAGAUUAUUAUAAAUUGAAAACGACCGUUUUGUUGAAUGGGACUGAUUCAAGGGAUAUAUCAUUUUUCGUCAAAUCUUUGCCACUCCGAAAUGAGGUGCACAAAGCUGUCAUCAGAAGGCUUCAAUUUAUGGACAAAGAAACUACGCUAUAUAAUCUAUUCCACAAGAUGAAAAAAUAUUCAAAUUACAAAUGGCAUCCGGAAGUCUACCUUUGCAGGGAAGAUGUUUUGGUGCUAGAGGAUCUUAUUCAGUCCAACUAUAAACACCAUAAAUUCAAUCUAAACUUGCCGGAUGUCCUUGUUUGGCCAGCUUUAAAGUGUCUGGCUGCAAUGCAUGCCAACAGUAUAGUGUAUGAAGUGAAAACUGACACCAACAUAGGCGCGGACUAUGUUCAUCUUUUCAACCGAACCAUUACUAAAGGAAACACUUGGGUGAAUAGCGGAUUAAAGUCCAUCUACACUCUUGCAAGGAUGCAUCCGAAAUUCCAAACAAUCGAAUACCAACAUUUCAUUACCAAUAGCCUUGCAACUGAAGUGGAGAAAGUUCAUCAGCUAGGAAGGAUCUCAGAACAAUAUCGCAAUACGUUAUGUCAUCGUGAUCUUUGGGAAAACAAUAUGAUGUUCCGGGAUGACGUGGCCGGAUUCCAUUGCAUAUUAGUCGACUUCCAAGUUACCCGAUAUAUCCCACCGAGUAUUGAUAUUGGAUUGUUCCUUCAUAUGAACACGGACAGAACUAAUAGGAAGGAGAACUUGACUAGAUAUUUUAACUAUUACUUUGACUGUUUGACGAAAUUCACCGCAGAAAUGGGCGUCAAUAUAAACGAUCAACUUCCACGAGUGGAAUUCGAUAAAACCUAUGAAGAAUUCAAGUUGAUACCAUUAGUGUUGACUUGUGUAUAUGCUCCUAUAGUCUAUUUGCCGGAUUUCAAAAUUUUAAAUAGGAUUAAUAAGGAAGACCCAGUUAAAUUCCAACAUAUCAUGAAUGGAGACAGAAGCGACUUCACGAUUGAACACAUCAAUAAAUUUAAGGACUAUGGAGAUCGAGUGAUGGAGGCUGUGGAAGAGCUAACUGAAUACUUGUUCGAAAAUAGGGAACAAUAGUUAUGGUUUUGCAUUCAUUUGAGACAUUUUGAAGAUAUGUGUAAUGUUAUAAAUGAAUGUUGUAUGAAGACUAGUCUCAAAUUCCUCUCUUCUAUAUAUAUUUGUCAUAGAUUACACGAACGGAGGAUUUAAUAUAGAGUGAGUAGGAAAACUAACGGAUUG